Molecule: messenger RNA, 1065 nt
Organism: Notothenia coriiceps (black rockcod)
Lineage: Eukaryota; Metazoa; Chordata; Actinopteri; Perciformes; Nototheniidae
Gene: lix1l
Product: limb and CNS expressed 1 like
Exons: 6
Coding region: 211-1044 (277 amino acids)
Biological process (GO): autophagosome maturation
Cellular component (GO): cytoplasm
Source: RefSeq, a predicted model, not a curated record
GACAUCCCCGCAGUCUAAUCCACACAGCGAGGAUGCACUUCAUCGGUGAAAUGUGUCGAAUCAACAUCGGCUAACUACUUCUCUAGGCUGUGAUUGACAAAACCCCGCUAACACUUUGUUCCUCCAGCCUCUACAGACCGUGUUUAUUCCUAAAACCGUCGGGUACACAUUUAACCCACACCGGGACUUCGCAGACGUUACGUCGGGACAAUGGAAUCUCACGUCCUCCCGGACAGUAUCCGCCCUCAGCGGCUGCAGCCAGGCAUCGGAUUCGGCUCAGGACUGACCGGGACGCUCCGCUCCUCUCUCCGGCCCGGGGUGACGGUCCCCAUCGCGCCGCUGCUGCCCUCCCCGGCCUCUCUGUCCGCCUCGUCCGGGCCUCCUCCGCCGCCUCCUCCGCUGCAGCUCCACAGCCUGUACGGCGGGCUGGGAGCGGGGCCGUGGCCGGGGGCAGGGCACUGUAACCCGGGGAACCCGGCGGUGCUGAAGGAGGCGGUGGAGGCUGUGGUCCGGAGCUUCGCUAAACACACUCAGGGCUACGGCAGAGUAAACGUGGUGGAAGCUCUGCAAGAGUUCUGGCAGAUGAAGCUGACCAGAGGCGCCGACCUGAGAAACGGAGCUCUAGUUGUUUAUGAAAUGGUCCCAUCCAGCAACCCUCCUUAUGUCUGCUACGUCAGCCUUCCCGGAGGCAGCUGCUUCGGGAGUUUCCAGUUCUGUCCCACCAAAGCCGAGGCUCGACGCAGCGCUGCCAAGAUCGCCCUGAUGAACUCUGUUUUCAAUGAACAUCCCUCCCGCCGCAUCACAGACGACUUCAUAGAGAAGAGCGUCAGUGAGGCGCUGGCCUCCUUCAAUGGAAACAGAGAAGAGGCUGACAACCCUAACACAGGAAUUGGAGCAUUUCGCUUCAUGCUCGAGUCCAACAAAGGAAAAUCCAUGCUGGAGUUUCAGGAGCUGAUGACUGUGUUCCAGCUGCUGCACUGGAAUGGGAGUCUGAAAGCCAUGAGAGAACGACAGUGUUCCCGACAGGAAGUGCUGGCUCACUAACUCCAACCGGGCUCUGGAUGG